GAUGGCUUGAGACAGCCCUAGCUUGUAAGGACAAAGGUUUUUGGUUUACUACACGGGGAUGAGUUUCAGCUUUCAAAGCCCUGUUUGAUAGAACUAAAGCAGACUCCAAAAAGAAGACAAAAAAGGGAAGAAAGAGAUAAAAGCAAAACAGAGUAAUCAAAUAAGGUUAGUUUUCUUCACAUUGAAGGAGAGAAAGAAGGCUAAGGAAAGCAAGAGAUAGAGACAGCCAUGAAAGGGCCAAAAGUUGGAAACAGUGGAAAGAGAUAUCUGAAGAUAAAGACCCGUCCCUUCUUGUAGAGUAGAAACUAGAUAUACUCUGACAAGAAAGCUAGCUUUGAUUUCCAUCCUUUCCUCUCAGUUGUGCUCUUCUCUGAGUACAACUUCCUUUCCUACCUCUAGGAUUCAAUACUAAACUGAGAUAUGGUAAGUAGAAUGGUCUAAAAAAGAGAGUCUUGCAUGGCUAGCUACAGAGUUGGAGAGACUGGUUUAUCAAACUCAGUUCCCUCGAAUCACCAUCUCCCUUAUGCACUUGUUCAUGGAAUCGACACCCCAUCAGCCAAUUUCAUUAAUCAAGAAGGAUCUGCUUUUGAUUUUGGAGAGCUGGAAGAAGCGAUUGUGCUGCAAGGAGUUCAGAUUAGGAAUGAUGAAGCUAAAGCACCUUUAUUUACAGUAGCAGCCAGACGUGCAGCAACACUGGAAAUGUUCCCUUCAAGGCCAAUUAGAUCCCAGCAAACCCCAGGAGUAGGAAGUUCAAAGUCAGGAGGGGAGAGUACUGACUCAGGCUCAGCAACAAACACUCUUUCAAGCAAAGCUGAUGCCCUUCUGGAACCGGAAUCUCCCAUCAGUAGAAAGGCAUCUUCCUCGGAUCAUUACAAUCAGGCUUUUGAUCAGAAGCAUCUACAGUUUCAAGAUCAGCAACAAGUAGAUAUGGCUAAUGAUACAUCAAGAACAGGAGGACGACCCUCUCAACAGAAUCAAUCACCUGCCAAAACUCCCCAAGAAAAGAGAAAAGUUUCAACAUCAGAGAAACCACUUGAUGCUAAGACAUUGAGAAGAUUAGCUCAAAACAGAGAAGCUGCAAGGAAGAGUCGACUGAGGAAAAAGGCAUAUGUCCAACAGCUAGAGACUAGCAGAAUAAAGCUUUCUCAGUUAGAGCAAGAUCUUCAAAGAGCUAGACAGCAGGGUUUAUUCUUUGGUGGCUGUGGUGGUGCUGGUGGCAAUAUCAGCUCUGGACCUGCAAUAUUUGAUAUGGAGUAUGCAAGAUGGCUAGAAGAUGACCACCGGCAUAUGUCCGAGCUCCGGACAGGAUUGCAUUCUCAUUUAUCUGAUGGUGAACUACGAGUUAUAGUAGAUGGAUACAUGUCACAUUAUGAUGAAAUUUUCAGGCUCAAGGUAGAGGCUGCUAAAUCUGAUGUGUUUCAUCUCAUCACCGGAAUGUGGUCCACUCCGGCGGAGCGUUGCUUCCUCUGGAUGGGUGGUUUUAGGCCCUCAGAACUCAUCAAGAUGUUAAUAUCCCAACUAGACCCUUUAACAGAACAGCAAAUCAUGGGGAUUUACAGCCUUCAACAAUCUUCACAGCAGGCAGAAGAGGCUCUCUCCCAAGGCCUUGAGCAGCUCCAACAGUCUCUGGUUGACACCAUUGCCGGUGGACCGGUCAUUGGUGGAAUGCAGCAGAUGGUAGUGGCCUUGGGCAAGCUUGCCAAUCUUGAAGGGUUCGUUCGCCAGGUACACAUAUCAUUAACCUUUAUUACAUUGAUUGAGUAGCAGACAUAAACAGACAAGGGCUUGUGAGGAGAGUCCAAAAACAGCACUUUCAGUUUAUGUCAGAAUUGGAGAGUGGUGUACUUCAUUUCAAAGUUAAGCUUAGUGCUCUUUGAAAAUGAUAUUGAAAAGCUGCUAGCUAGCUCUCAAGUCUAGAGGUUGAAAUAAGAAACUUAGGUGACACAGUAGGGUCUUUCUCACAUAAUUUUCAUGAAAGCUAGCUCCUACAUAUCAUGCUUCUGAUCAUUAGCAACAAGGUGAUGCAUCAACUUUAAUGUUCAUGUCAUGUUAAUAACAAGGGCUCAAAUUCUAGUGGAAGCUAUUUGGUACAGGGCUGAGAUAACAUUUCAUCGGGGGAGGCAACAGAUAUACUUUAAACUACAAUAAUAUCCCUCUCAUUUGAUCAAGUGAUAGAAGAUUAGAUGUUGAUUUGUCUUAACACCAUGAUUAGAGAUGUGUUUGAUGACAUUAAUCAUAUGCAAGUGAACAAAAACCUUUCGAAGUAGUUCUAGUUCAACUAUCAACAAAGAAGAAGGGUUGUAGUAGCUCAAAUGUUCCAUUCCAUUAUAUAUCCAACAUGACUAGCUUGUUUUGAGCCGCCAUUUCUACACCUUACACCCGAGGAGCAAGAGUCCCAGGGUUUACAUUUCCUUGAAGCUUGAUUUAACAUUUUUUAUCGAGUUUUUAUCCAAAAAUAUUAAGUGUUUAAUUUAACUUAGUCAACAGGACAUGCUACAGUCAUGUCCCCAAUGUAAUGAGCAUGGAUUAAUUUGUCCAUCAUAUAAAUAUCUGCCUUGGAAGAAUGGAUAUUGAUUGUAUUGUCACCAUCAAGCUUAUGGUCAACUUGUAAAUUUACACAUCAAAAUCGAUCCUUCCCGUACUUGUUUGCCACGUUUAGGGUGGAUGGAUGGUCCCUUGACUUGCACUAUAGCUUAUUUUAAUUUUAUAUGGCCAAUCAUUUUGGAAAGAAUACAUGUUUACUUUUCUGCUAAGAGGUCCAUUUUCAUAAUGUGACUGCUAGGGUUUUGAUGGGAGUGUUUCAUCUAAUAAAACGUCGCUAUCAUAAGGGUUGUUGAAAUACACAAACCCUAGCUAAACCUAUCAACAACAUUAAACUAAUCUAGAAACUCUCUAAUUCUUGAUCAAUUGAGAAUUAAUUAAGCAUCUUGUGUAUUUAUCUUAUUAUGGUUUUGAAUUGUCCUAAUCUGCUAGACAAGACAACUUCAUGAGCUUCAACCUCUUUGAAAUGUUCACACAACUGUUUGGGACCCCAUAUAGCUUCUAUUUGAUUUAUUCUUCACAAUUGAAUAUAUUUUGUCCCUCCUCCUCCUC
This is a messenger RNA of Populus euphratica (Euphrates poplar), 3093 nucleotides long. Its product is annotated as transcription factor TGA2. The transcript is spliced from 12 exons. Gene Ontology annotation, biological process: DNA-templated transcription; regulation of DNA-templated transcription. Gene Ontology annotation, molecular function: DNA-binding transcription factor activity; sequence-specific DNA binding. The record is from RefSeq and is a predicted model, not a curated record. Bases 457 to 1764 code for a protein of 435 amino acids. Lineage: Eukaryota; Viridiplantae; Streptophyta; Magnoliopsida; Malpighiales; Salicaceae.